Messenger RNA from Cuculus canorus (common cuckoo), 2902 nucleotides. RefSeq names its product zwilch kinetochore protein (gene ZWILCH). The transcript is spliced from 18 exons. Lineage: Eukaryota; Metazoa; Chordata; Aves; Cuculiformes; Cuculidae. The coding region runs from base 280 to 1890 and encodes 536 amino acids. The record is from RefSeq and is a predicted model, not a curated record. Gene Ontology annotation, biological process: protein localization to kinetochore; mitotic spindle assembly checkpoint signaling. Gene Ontology annotation, cellular component: RZZ complex.
CCUCCCUCUGGAUCAGGCUGCUCCAAGCCCCAUCCCACCUGGCCUGGAACACCUCCAGGGAUGGGGCAGCCACCACUGCUCUGGGCAACCUGUGCCUCAACACUCAGAGUGAAGAUUGGAGCUUUCCAGUGCAGGAAGGAAUUCCAGGAAAGCUGAAUAUAUGAAGAAGGGAAGGAAAGUCUCCCUCAACAGCCAUGUCUCUUUGAGACUGAUGUAGAGAUCUGUUUGAUUGAUGGUAGUUGCAAAAGUCCCAUUGAAAGAUUCUGGAAUGGAAGCAGUAUGUUAUAUGUUUUACAGAAAGCACAACACAAUGAAGACAGUGACCAAAUGGAAGAAUCAGAAACAGAUGGGGCUGUUUAUGCCUCUGAGCUUUUACCAAAGGAGAGUUCUGGACCAGUGGCUCUACCCUUCAGAAGAGCGAAGCAGUUGAUGUCCUUCUAUGCAAUGGCACAAAAUCCAAACGUGACCCACGUGACGAUAGGAGAGCUGGUUGUGCUUCCUCCCCUUUGGAUAAGAUGUGACGGUUCUGAUCCUGAACAUACUUAUUGGCUUGGAGCUGUGCCUCUCAAAGCUGGAAACAAAAUCACAGGCAUCAGUUUGUAUACCGUUACGUGUGAUGGUCCUACAGCCGCUAAAUCCUGUUCUGCAAACCUGGAAGAGCUCAAAAUGGAACAUAAAAUGAGACAUCAUUCAUCUGUUGUGAUGACAAAAGGAUUUGCUCGGUAUGAACUUAUUAGAGCUGCUGCAGUGGAGGACACGAUGAUAGAAUCCGAAAGCAAUAUCUCUGUUGAUAUUACGUGGGAUCCUGUGGCUAAGAUUCUGGAGACGCCCCCGCUGACAGCAGCUGCCAUGCUGAAUAUUAGCUUGGAGUCCGGGGACCCCAGAAGUCCAGUCUAUCAGCAGUACAGAGAGCUGCAGUUUCUUCUUGCUUUGGCUGAAGGAUUGAAGACGGGUGUGACUGAGUGGCCUGAGCCCUUAGAGUCUGAAUCGGCUGUUGAACUGGUCCAGGAAUUUCUGACUGGUUUAAAGAAACAACUGGAUGGAUAUUGUGUAUCUGGAGACACGAACAAAGCAGAGAAAAUCAAAUCUGACACUGCUGCUGUGAAUGGUUCAAUAAAAUCAAUCUUCAGUGAGCGAGAAGACCUGGAUUUUGCAGAACAGUUAUGGUGCAAAAUGAGAAGCGUUAGCUCCUAUCAGGAGGUGGUAGGGUGUUUAACAUUAAUCAGAAAAUCCCUGGAACUUGGUGAAAUACAGCCAUGGAUUCAUCAAGGGAGCAGCAGUUUGCUCAGUAAAUUGAUUCAGCAGUCUUACCGUGGAGAGAUGGAGGUUGUUUUCCUCAGUGGCAUCACUCCAGUUCAAAUGCUCUUGGAGAUUGGUUUGGAUAAGAUGAAGAAGGACUAUGUCAGUUUUUUUAUAGACCGGGAACUUGCAACAUUAACCUACUUGGAUUACUUCAUUUCCACAUCAGUAGAUCUAGAAGAACAAGUUCAUCGUGUUCAAAAGCUUCACCAUGUGCUGGAAAUAAUGGUCAGCUGUACAGUCCUACUUCAGUUUAAACAUGAGAACCUCUUCCCUUUGACACAAAUUUGCAUGAAGUAUUAUAAGGAAAACCCUCUAAAUGAGAAGCACGCAUUUCAACUGCCGAUCAGACCAGCACUUGUCGAGAAGUACUAUCAGAACGAUCACCCAGAACUGUGGAAGGUGGACAUCAGUAGUGGGCGUGGGCAGAAGGAGGUUAGAACAACAUGGCAAGUUAGUACUGAUCGUCCAGCUGAACAUAUGACAUCAAACAAUACAAGUCUCUAUUCUGAUUCCACAGUUAAUGAAUUUGCUGAAGAAAGAAUGUAUUUUAUUACAGUGGCGAAGUGCAGUCAGGUCCCUUUCACAUAAGCAUGUUACUCUACAGGCAGGCACUUGAAAGGUACAGUAAAGAGGACAUUUCAGUAUUAUGUGUCCCAACAAUGUAUUUUUAUUUACACGCCCAUAUAUGUAUAAUAGAGAAGAUAUUUUUGUUCAUAUAUUUAGAAACACUUAAUAAAGUUCUGUGCUUUGGAGUUUUGAAUUUUAUUUUUGUUCAUUAAGAAUGCAAUCGGACAGUGUUCAAAGUGUGAAUUACUUUAACCCAACAGAAGAAGCAAUAUUGUCAUGUUUUCCUGGUGGCAAGUGACAUUUCAUCAUCCAGAUCUAUUCGGAAAGCUCUUCAUCCAUGGCAUUGUGAACUUCUGACAGUUUGGUUUUCGUUGUUCCUCUGUUUGUAUUUUGGAAUAUUCUUGGAUAGUCUUUUCUCUAGAAAUUCAUUUUUUUUCCUUGAUGCCAGGUGAAUUAUUUCAAUGCUGGUGUCCUGUAUACUUCUGGAUAAUUUUUGGAUAGAAAUAUUCAGUAUACUUGGCCAGGCAUAAUAACUUAAAUACGUCAAGAUUAAUUCCUAACAAUUGCUUAUGCUCUUAUGUUGAUUAGACAACAUCUAUAACGUUUUGGCAGUGUAAGUUUAAACAACUACAUAGGAUAGUUUGUGCUGAUUAACUAAUUUGUGAAAGAAACAUUUUACGUUGGGAGAGAAAUGUUUUGCAUAAAAGAAGCUAUUAACUAUUGGUAAAUAAGAAUAAGGAAACACUCAUUAUUCACCCUUUAUAAAAACUAUAAAUUUCUGUAACGUCUGUUUUUUCCUCAGUAAAUCUUAUCUCUUAUCCCUUUCCUCAUAUUACAUCUCAGUGACUAUCAGUUUAAUAGUUAAAGCCUUUGAAGAGAAGCUAAGAACGAGGCCAGAUUUUGAGUUUAUAUGCUGCUGCACUGCAUUCAGUAGGUGCAUAUGCAGCAUUGAAACUAUACUGCAGGUUAAUAGGGAAACUUGUUUGUUGUUUUGUGUUAAAGGAAUAAUUUCAAGCACAACCGAAAGACAAAU